AGGAUAUUAAGAGGGACAUUAUUAUGAGGGAGAAGGGGAUAUUAUGAGGGACAUUAUUCUGAGGGAGAAGGAUAUUAAGAGGGACAUUAUUAUGAGGGAGAAGGAUAUUAAGAGGGACAUUAUUCUGAGGGAGAAGUAUAUUAAGAGGGACAUUAUUCUGAGGGAGAAGGAUAUUAAGAGGGACAUGAGGGAGAAGUAGAUUAAGAGGGACAUUAUUAUGAGGGAGAAGUAUAUUAAGAGGGACAUGAGGGAGAAGGAUAUUAAGAGGGACAUUAUUAUGAGGGAGAAGUAUAUUAAGAGGGACAUUAUUAUGAGGGAGAAGUAUAUUAAGAGGGACAUUAUUAUGAGGGAGAAGGAUAUUAAGAGGGACAUAAUUGUGAGGGAGAAGUAUAUUAGGAGGGAGAUUAUUAUGAGGGAGAAGUAUAUUAAGAGGGAGAUUAUUAUGAGGGAGAAGGAUAUCAGGAGGGACAUUAUUAUGAGGGAGAAGGAUAUUAAUAGAAUAGUGUGUUUGAUUCAUACGAUUUUCUGCACCUCGCAUUAGUACCCACAGAACUUGGCAGAGGACCAAGGGGCUCCUUCCAAUCUCUUGGAGACUUCCGGAGAGCCCAGAUGGAUGAGCAAGACUCAGCUGGCCCUGAAGCAGGAAGAGGCCAUGCCAUGGAAACGGGGAGCAGUGGGGAAUUCCGGGAAAACUCUGUGAAGAAGAUCCUGGGUGAGGAGGACACCCCUUGCUCAGAGGUGCAGAGCCAGCAGCUCAGGCAGUUCUGCUUCCAGGAGGCCAAAGGACCCCGAGAGGUUUGCAGCCAAUUCUACCACCUUGACCAUCAGUGGCUGAAGCCGGAAAGGCACACGAAAGCUCAGAUGUUGGACCUGGUGAUCUUGGAGCAGUUCCUGGCUGUCCUUCCUCUGGAGAUGGAGAACUGGGUGAGGGAAUGCGGAGCGGAGACCAGUUCCCAGGCGGUGGCCCUGGCCGAAGGUUUCCUCCUGAGUCAGGCAGAGGAGAGGAAGCAGGCAGAGCAGCAGGUGAGAGAGACUUUCCUCUGGAUACUCCCAAGGGGCUCCUAAGAGGAGGGAGAGUAUUCCCAAAUCAUUUCCUAAUGGCCCAUCCUUUUUUACUAAUGGCCCAUCCUUUAUUGGAAAGCAUCUAGGAACAGAUCUUCUUCUUCUUCUUCCUCUUCUUCUUCUUCUUCUUCUUCUUCUUCUUCAUAUUAUUAUUUAUGACAUCCAUGUGGCUGGGUGCCUUCCAGCACAUAUAAAAGCAUAAGAAGACAUCAGAUGUCUUCUAAAAGCUAUGCAUUUUCUUAUCUCCUUAUCACCUGAUGGGAGGGCAUUCCCCAGGGUGGGUCCCACUGUGGAGAAGGUCUUCUGCCUGGUUCCCUGUAACUUCACUUAUCACAGUGAGGGAAUCAGCAGAAGACCCUCCGAACUGGACCUCAGUUCAUGGAGACGCUCCUUUGGGUAUACUGGGCCUUUGAGGCCAACACUUUGAUUUUUUUUUUUUUUUAAAGCAAUUUAUUGGAUUUUACAAUAGGAAUAAAUGUAAUAAACAAUAUAACAUUCGUCUUAACAUAAUUUCACAUUUUCUUUGGACUUCCUCGCAUCUCCCGCUCCCACCUUCAUCAUUAUAACAUUUUGUCAGCAAUUUAUCAUCUUAUUUAAAUUCUUAUGUCUCUUCGAUAUUUCAUAAUCUUAAAGUUCUCAUAAAGAGUUAAACUUUCACAGUUUUUCUUACUUUCUUAAAAACUUCUAAGUUAAGUGGUGCUCAGUUAUUUAGUCUAGCAUCUUAUUCAGCAUUCAGUCAAAUCACAAUGCUUUUGUAGAUAGUUCUUAAAUUUCUUCCAAUCCUCCUCGAUUCUCUCUUCUCCCAGGUCACGGAUUCUGCCAGUCAUUUCAGCCAGUUGCAUAUAGUCUAUCAGUUGCAUCUGCCAUUCUUCCAGUGUGGGUAGAUCUUGAGUUUUCCAAUGUUUUGCGAGUAGUAUCCUUGCUGCUGUUGUUGCAUACAUAAAAAUGUCUGGUCCUUCUUUGCCACCCCUUGGCUGACAAUACCCAAAAGGAAAGCCUCUGGUUUCUUAGUGAAAGUAUAUUUAAAUACCUUUUUCAGUUCAUUAUAAAUCAUUUCCCAGAACGCCUUCACUUUAGGGCAGGUCCACCAGAGGUGAAAGAACGUUCCUUCACACUCUUUACAUUUCCAGCACUUGUUAUCAGACAGGUGGUAAAUUUUGCGAGUUUGACUGGGGUCAUAUACCAUCUAUAAAUCAUUUUCAUUACAUUUUCUUUCAAAGCAUUACAUGCAGUAAAUUUCAAUCCAUUACUCCACAACCUUUCCCAGUCCUCAAACAUAAUAUUAUGCCCAAUAUCCUGUGCCCACCUUAUCAUAGCCGAUUUAACCAUUUCAUCUUGUGUAUUCCAUUCCAACAGCAAGUUAUACAUCCUUGAAAGUAUCUUAGUCUUUGGUUCUAACAAUUCUGUUUCUAAUUUCGAUUUCUCCACCUGGAACCCUAGUUUCUUAUCAUUUUUAAAAACUUCUUUAAUCUGAGCAUAAUGUAACCAAUCUCGCACUUUGUCUUUCAUUUUCUCCAAACUCUGCAAUUUCCAAUUGUCUCGGGGGCCAACACUUUGAAUUGUGCUUGGAAACGUUCUGGGAGCCAGUGAAGAUCCUUGAGGGCCAAUGUUUCAUGGUCCUGGCAGCCAACCCCAGACACCAGUCUAGCAGAAGCAGGAAGCAGCUUUCACCUCUGUCCCCCGAAAGCGCUUGCCUCUGCCAUUCCUUCUCUAACCCUUCUCCCCAUUCUCUGUUUUGAAUCCUUGUUGCUCUUUCAGAGGAAGGAUCCUUUGGCAGAAAUGGGUCUUGAUUCUUCUGAGGCAGAGAAGACUCCGCUGGACGCCAGAGUGAGGCCUCUGGGUAAGGAGGAAGGAGUGUUUUCUCUCCUCUUUUGUCACAUUCUCUUGGUUUGGAAACUAAUCUGUGAUUUCUUUGCAUCUUUUGGGGGAAGACACCUGGAGCCCAGAGCUCGGGGGGGGGGGGGGGGAGAUGUAUUUUUGCAGAAUUAUUAUAUGUAUAUAUUAUAUUAUAUUAGAUUAGAUUAGAUUAGAUUAGAUUAUAUAUAUAUAUAUUAUAUAUAUACAUAUAUUAUAUGAGCACAAAUGUACUCAGCAGGGGAGACGUUUAUGAUAGUAAUUUGAUUAAUUUACAAUUACAGUCCAAUAAUAGCCUCCUUAUAACAAUGUGAAAUUACGAAAUUACGAUGGUUUGAUGAUUUUCUUGAUUUCUCCAUUCCAAAAUCUUAUUAAUUUCAAUUACACUCCUGACAAGAUAACCAUCCUUUAUACAACAACUGCAGUAUUAAUGACUUCCAUUUGUAUGGAAACAUCAAAUAAUAUAUAAAACUACAAGUGAGGCACUCCAGUGAUAUCCUUACUCUUCCCUUGUGUGGCAAUCUUUCUGUUCAUGAUGUUUCUUCCUGUCCUUGUAAAAUGUUCUGUCUAUCUUUUCCUGGUUGUUGCUGUUCUCCAUCAUUCCUUGGGCGGAACUAAUAUCCCAUUGUGGUUUCAGAAAUUCUCCAUCGCUCUGUCCUGUACUUCGUUGUUUGGCAACUUUAACAGCGGCUGCAAAAAUCACACCAUCCCAAUAAAUAAUCAGUUUUUGCCAUUUUUCUUCUCUGCCUGGGAAAGAGAGGGAUCUGUCAGAAUUGCAAAUGACUCAGUAAUGAACCUUAUCAGCUCCUACACAACUUUCAGAUUCCUUACAUCCCUCUGUCUGGCCUAAGAUAAAUGCGCAUUUAUCCAAUUAGAUUAAAUUCCAAGUCCUUUUAGCAUUAAUCAGUUCAGUCUGUAUAUAAUACAGGAUGGGGAAGAGUCACCUCUAAUUUUCCAUCGUAAACAUUUUGCAAAAUAGAGCUUCCCUCCCUUUUUCCUUUUGGUUUUUACACACACAGUUCCAUUUGAUGUUAUAUUUCAUAUCUGCAAUCCAGUUUCAUCCCUGCUCACCUGUACAUAGAUAUUUUCAACUAGUAUUCAAUCGCAGGCUACCAAUUCAUUAAUGUAGAGAAGAAAACUUUAUAUAAAAAAGCCAUAGGCUCCCCUCCCCCCACUCACUGUCUUUUGCAGCAAAUGAAGUUUAUUCUCAAAUUCAAACCUUAAAGACCUUGCAGCUGGUUUAAUUCCGCAGUUUAUGAUCUCAUCUCUUCCAGCAAUGCCUGUACAUUAGUCCAAAUUGAGCUGUAAUUGACAGGAGAACCUCUGCUUCUUAAUGGCAGCGAAGGGCUUUUGCACUCAGCGCCUCCCUGCCUCUCGCAAUCCAUGCCGGAGCCGGAGCCUGGUACCGAGACAAACUGGGAGUGAAGCCCGUUCCCCCCUGUCCCUGGGGGCAACUUGCAAGGAGAAUUACCCUCAGUCAUCCUUUUUUUCCUUUGCCAACGAUCUCCCGCUGCCUCCAUUAAGGCAGAGCGGAACCGGAAGCUAGCAGGGGAGACUUGGACAAGCCCCAUCUGUACGUAGAGAUGCACUGUUUCACCUCUGAGAGAAGCAGGCGCUCACAGUUUCCACUUUCCUUGGUCUCUCCCAGGUGACGGAAUGAUGCCACCAAGACCUGCUCCUUCAUCUUUUCAUGGUGGUGGAGGGGAGGCAGCAGCUGUGGACCCAGAUCAGGUAGGGGGAAGGAGCCUUGUGGGGAAGGACUGCUUGGAUGCAGACUGGCUGGGCACAGUUGGAUGCAGAGGAAUGGUGGGAGGAGCCAGAGAAGAGGGAGCCGACUGGGAGGAGGAGGAGGAGGAGGAGGAAGCUGGAGAGGGAAGAGGGCUCAGGGAGCAGAGGGAGUCUGUGGCAGAGAGCAGCCCAGACUCCGAGGCAGAAGCUGCAGCAGGAGAGAGGGAUGAGGAAGGCAGAGAGGGGUCUGGCCGCUGUAGAAAACAACAGAGCCAAGUGAAUGUUCUCUAAGAGGACAGCCUUUUUCCUGUUCUGUUAGGGUCCAGUGUGCUUUGAAGAUGUGGCUGUCCAUUUCACAGACGAGGAGUGGGCGUUGCUGGAUCCUGACCAGAGAGCUCUCCAUAAGGAAGUCAUGGAGGAGAAUCGUGGGAUCUUGGACUCUCUCGGUAAGGCUCCCUAUUGGAUCAUCCUAUCUGUUUUGUAAUUCAAGACAUCUCUCUAGAUGAUGAACCUCUGAUAUUUCAAUGGGGCUCAACAGCGCCACCCACAGCACCUGGGAUGUUAACACUCCCACAGCAAACCUUGGAGGGAUGGCUAUUGAUUGUUUUCCCUGUGAAUAUUCUUCCUCCAGUUCUGUCGUUUAAAACCAUGAUCAGGCUGUCUGAACUGCCCAGGCCUUCUUAAAUGUAGGAUUCAGAGUAAUUUUUUACCAAAGAGUUGCUUGACAGAUUCCACGACUGAACCAAACAAACUCCAUCCCAGAAAAGAGCCAGGCUUUUUGAAUCUCAGGCAGUGAACCCUGUAGUAACAAUAAUGAUAAUUUUAUUAUUUUUACCCUGCCCAUCUGACUGGGUGGCCCCAGCCAACAAAUAGAAAAACAUAAUCAAACAUCAAACAUUAAAAACUUCCCAAUACAGAGGUGCCUUCAGAAGUCCUUUAAAAGUUGCAUAGUUAUUUCCUUGACAUCUGAGGGGAGGGCGUUCCACAGGGUGGGUUCCCCUAUCGAGAAGGCCCCCUGCCUCGUCCCCUGUAACUUCUCACAAUAAUGUAACAUUUAAGUACAGUGGUACUUCGGGUUAAGAACUUAAUUCAUUCUGGAGGUCUGUUCUUAACCUGAAACUGUUCUUAACCUGAAGCACCACUUUAGCUAAUGGGGCCUCCUGCUGCCACUGCGCUGCCAGAGCACGAUUUCUGUUCUCAUCCUGAAGCAAAGUUCUUAACCUGAGGUGCUAUUUCUAGGUUAGCGGUGUCUGUAACCUGAAGCGUAUGUAACCUGAGAUACCAGUGUAAGGAAACUUGAAUAAUAAUAAUAAUAAUAAUAAUAAUACUGAUAUGACAAGUUUCUGCUGCAUUCUGUGAUGUCGAGAAUUUAAGAAAACAUCCAAAUUGGUUUAAGGUGAUGCACAUCAUCAUUAAAUUUUUAGCCACUAAAGAAAUUUAAAUUUGGCAGCUGCUACACACAUUUGUUCAAUAUACAAAAUGUGUUUUUCAGCACACAGAACUUCAUUCCCCUACCACAAGGUAGCUGACUAUGACCAAGUCAGUCCAGAGUCAAUGUUCCCAAAUAUUGCUCAAGCUCUUACAAUAUGUUUAGAUUUAUUACUGCAUAUUGAACAACGUAGCAUAUUAAAUACAGUUUUACCUCGGGUUAAGAACUUAAUUCGUUCCGGAGGUCCUUUCUUAACCUGAAACUGUUUUUAACCUGAAGCACCACUUUAGCUAAUGGGGUCUCCUGCUGUUGCCACUGCGCCGCCGGGGCAUGAUUUCUGUUCUUAUCCUGAAGCAAAGUUCUUAAACUGAAGCAUUAUUUCUGGGUUAGCAGAGUCUGUAACCUGAAGCAUAUGUAACCUGAAGCAUAUGUAACCCAAGGUACCACUGUAUAUCUUAAUUUUGAACAGGGAACUUUCCCGCUUUGGCCACCUUUAAAAUAAUAAUGAAAGCACAUUUUAUUUAUGAAGAUAGUACGGAUCCAUAUUUAAAUUUGAACAAAAUGAUGUUACUGUACUUUUAAAAACUAGAGAGAGAAAACAUAUAAUAUUCAACUUGAUUUGUAUACAAAACUAGACAUUUUUGCAGAACAAAAGGAACAUUAUAACAUCUAACUCCCUUCGGUUCUUCCCCUGUCCCAAGCAUUAAUUAGCAUUGUUCCAUAAUUUGGGGCUGCACUUCUUCCCGAGACUCUAAUCCUUUUGCCUCUUAGUUUCAGGUGGUGAUGAAUUGGAAAUGAAGAACAAGGGAGACUACAAUGAAAUCCACACAGUGGAGGAUCCAUAUCAGGAUUCAGACUGUGGAGAGAGCUUCAGUCAGAGCUCCCAUUCCACUUCCCAUCAAAGAAAUCCCCUUGAGAAGAAACACUACCACUGCUUGGAGUGUGGAAAGAGCUUCAGUAACAGCAACGAUCUCACUUCCCAUCGUAGAAUUCAUACAGGGGAGAAACCCUAUCAGUGCGUGGAAUGUGGAAAGAGCUUCAGUAAGAGCUCCCAUCUCACUUCCCAUCAAAAGAUUCAUACAGGGGAAAAACCCUAUCAGUGCUUGGAAUGUGGAAAGAGCUUCACCAGGAAAGAAAGUCUCACUUCCCAUCAAAGAAUUCAUACAGGGGAGAAACCCUAUCAGUGCUUGGAAUGUGGAAAGAGUUUCACCAGGAAAGAAAGUCUCACUUCCCAUCAAAGAAUUCAUACAGGGGAGAAACCCUAUCAGUGCGUGGAAUGUGGAAAGAGCUUCAAUCAGAGUUCCCAUCUCACUUCACAUCAAAGGAUUCAUACAGGGGAGAAACCCUAUCAGUGCAUAGAAUGUGGAAAGAGCUUCAGUCAGAGCUCCCAACUCACUUCCCAUCAAAUGAUUCAUACAGGGGAGAAACCCUAUCACUGCUCGGAGUGUGGAAAGAACUUCAGUCACAGCCACGAUCUCACUUCCCAUCAUAGAAUUCAUACAGGGGGAAAACCCUAUCAGUGCGUUGAAUGUGGAAAGAGCUUCACUCGGAGGGACCAUCUCACUUCCCAUCAAAGGAUUCAUACAGGGGAGAAACCCUAUCAGUGCAUGGAAUGUGGAAAGAGCUUCAGUCAGAGCUCCCAACUCACUUCCCAUCAAAGGAUUCAUACAGGGGAGAAACCCUAUCAUUGCUUGGAGUGUGGAAAGAGCUUCCGUCAGUGCUCCCAAAUCACUUCCCAUCAAAGGAUUCAUACAGGGGAGAAACCCUUCCAGUGCGUAGAAUGUGGAAAGAGCUUCACUCGGAGUGCCAAUCUCACUUCCCAUCAAAGCAUUCAUACAGGGGAGAAACCCUAUCAGUGCGUGGAAUGCGGAAAGAGCUUCAAUCAAAGGGCCAUGCUCACUUCCCAUCAAAGGAUUCAUACAGGGGAGAAACCCUAUCAGUGCAUGGAGUGUGGAAAGAGCUUCAUUGACAGACGCUAUCUCAUUGCCCACCAGAGAAUUCAUACAGGGGAGAAACCCUACCAGUGCGUGGAAUGUGGGAAGAGAUUCAGAAAUUGCUCAGAUCUCACUUCCCAUCAAAUGAUUCAUACAGGGGAGAAACCCUAUCAGUGCGUGGAAUGCGGAAAGAGCUUCAGUCAGAGGGCCAAGCUCACUUCCCAUCAAAGAAUUCAUACAGGGGAGAAACCCUUUCAGUGCAUGGAAUGUGGAAAGAGCUUCACCUGGAAAGAAAGUCUCACUUCCCAUCGUAGAAUACAUACAGGGGAGAAACCAUAUCACUGCUUGGAGUGUGGAAAGAGCUUCAGUCAAAACCAGGUUUUCACUUCCCAUUGUAGAAUUCAUACAGGGGAGAAACCCUAUCAGUGCAUGGAAUGUGGAAAGAGCUUCAGUCAUAGUUCCCAUCUCACUUCCCAUCAGAGGAUUCAUACAGGGGAGAAACCCUAUCAGUGUGUGGAAUGUGGAAAGAGCUUCAGUCAAAGCAACAAUCUCAUUUCCCAUCAGAGAAUUCACACAGGGUAG
Molecule: messenger RNA, 8589 nt
Organism: Podarcis lilfordi (Lilford's wall lizard)
Lineage: Eukaryota; Metazoa; Chordata; Lepidosauria; Squamata; Lacertidae
Source: the annotation of a GenBank genome assembly